This is a messenger RNA of Dunckerocampus dactyliophorus (ringed pipefish), 2731 nucleotides long. Its product is annotated as protocadherin beta-15-like. Lineage: Eukaryota; Metazoa; Chordata; Actinopteri; Syngnathiformes; Syngnathidae. The record is from RefSeq and is a predicted model, not a curated record. The transcript has 2 exons. Gene Ontology annotation, molecular function: calcium ion binding. Gene Ontology annotation, biological process: homophilic cell-cell adhesion. Gene Ontology annotation, cellular component: plasma membrane. The coding region runs from base 265 to 2730 and encodes 821 amino acids.
AUGUUACAGCAUACAAUAUUUGCUCAUAUUCUUCUCUGAAGUAUCACAUUUAUGCACUGCCAUGUAUUGUAUUGUUGUCAAUGAAUUGCAAUUCUCAUUUUAGUCUCUAAGUGCCGCUGUCGGUCAAUGUGAGGAGAAUAUUACUAAUUUCAGUGUGUGCUGCUCUUUGCCAGUCUCAUUUAAUGUCGUGCAACACGUCGACGGAAAAGCUCCUGUGCCCCACAUCCACUCGGUCCACUUAAUUUGUGGAAGGAUUGGAUCAGGAUGUGGCGUCUUUUACUGUUUUUUUGGAGGAUGUUGUUUUUCUGCAUGAUUGUCGCAGACGUGGCUGCCGCUCAUGUCCGUUACUCCAUACCAGAGGAGAUGGCGAUGGGCUCCAUUGUUGGGAAUAUCUUUCAGGAUGUCGGUUUGGAUGUUCAAAGGCUGAAAUCCGGGCGUGCCAGAAUAUUUACAGAGGACAGCAGUGAGUACAUCGCUCUGAAUCUGGACAAAGGAACACUUGAAAUUAAGCAGAGAAUAGACAGAGAGGAGAGGUGCGGCCAAGUGUCUCCUUGCUCUUUGCAUUUCCAAAUCAUCCUAAAUAACCCCAUGGAGCUCCAUCACGUCGAUGUGGAGAUUCUUGAUAUAAAUGACAACGCUCCUGUAUUUACAAAAAGGGAAAUGAAUUUUGAUAUUAGUGAAUCGGCUGUAAAGGGGGCUCGUUUUCCACUCGACAGUGCCAAAGAUCCAGACGUAGGCUCGAAUUCUUUACGUACGUAUAAGCUCAGCCCUACAGAUCAUUUUAAAUUAAGUAUACUCUCUCGCCCUGACGGUACCAAAUAUGCUGAAAUGAUACUGGAUGCUUUAUUAGACAGAGAAAUGCACGAGCAGCACAAGCUGACUCUAACUGCGUAUGAUGGCGGCGACCCUCCUAAAUCAAGCUCUGUUAGAAUAAACGUCAUUGUAUUGGAUGCAAAUGACAAUGCACCAGUUUUCAGCCAGUCUCGUUACAAAGUAACUGUACCUGAAAACUCCCCCAGGGGCACACAUAUCACGCAAGUAAGCGCCACUGACGCAGAUAAGGGAGUGAACGGGGAGGUUGUGUAUUCAUUCUCUCAAAACAGUGAUGUGGCUUCAUCUGUGUUUAAUAUCCAAGCAAAUACAGGAGAAAUCCACGUCGUGGGUGCACUUAAUUAUGAGAAAGUCAAACAGUAUGAAAUAGACGUGGAAGCUACUGAUAAAGGAGGCCUGAGAGACACGUGUAAGGUGCUGAUUGAGCUGGUAGAUUUAAAUGACAAUGCUCCUGUCAUAAGCAUCAUUUCACUCUCCAAUCCAAUCCCAGAAGAUUCCCCUUUAGAAACAACAAUAGCCAUGCUUAACAUUAAAGAUUUAGACUCUGGAAUGAAUGGUCAAGUGAAGUGUUUCAUUAGCCAUGAUUUGCCCUUCAAAAUAAAACCCUCGUCGCUUAAUUUUUAUAGUUUGGUAUCUAAUGACAUUUUGGACCGAGAGACAGUGCCGGAAUAUAACAUAACAAUAACAGCAAUAGAUGAGGGCACUCCGCCUCGCUCUGCUAAUAAGACUAUUCAUCUUAAGCUAUCAGAUGUAAAUGACCACGCCCCUGUGUUUCCACGUACAUUUUAUUCAGCGUCCAUCACUGAGAACAACAAUCCUGGUGUUCCCUUUCUAGCCGUCAAAGCCAGUGAUGAAGAUUCAGGAAACAACGCGCGCCUUUCUUAUUUUCUUGAAGACAACCCACUUAAAGGAAUGUCAGCUUCAGCCUUUUUUACUGUCAAUGCAGAGAGUGGGGAGAUCAUGGCCGUGCGUUCUUUUGACUACGAGCAAACUAAAGACUUUGUUAUCCACGUCAAAGCGCAAGAUGGAGGCUCUCCUACUCUCAGCAGCAACGUGAGCAUUCACGUGCUUAUCCAGGACCAGAACGACAACGCCCCCCAGGUCCUGUACCCGGUCCAGACGGGUGGCUCGGUGCUGGCUGAAAUGGUGCCUCGUUCAGCAGAUGUGGGCUAUCUGGUGACUAAAGUGGUGGCUGUUGAUGUGGACUCUGGACAGAAUGCCUGGCUCUCCUAUAAAGUGCACAAAGCCACAGACAGGGCGCUGUUUGAAGUGGGCCUACACAAUGGAGAAAUAAGAACUGUCCGCCAAGUCACUGAUAAAGAUGCUGUCAAGCAAAGACUGACUGUUCUAGUGGAGGACAACGGGCAGCCCUCUCGUUCAGCUACAGUCAUUGUUAACGUGGCGGUGGCAGACAGCUUCCCUGAAGUGCUGUCAGAGUUCACUGACUUUAGCAUGCAUGACAAGGAGUACAAUGACAAGCUGACUUUUUACUUAGUCUUGGCUUUGGCUGUGGUCUCCUUCCUCUUCAUCACCUGCUUGCUGCUUAUCAUAUCAGUCAAAGUGUACAGGUGGAGACAGGAGCGCCUAUUUUUCAAAUCUAAUGGGGCACUGCCGGUUAUUCCGUAUUACCCGCCCCUCUAUGCUGACGUCGACGGCUCUGGUACAUUGAAGCAGGCUUUCAGUUAUGACGUAUGCGGAACUACUGAUUCCCGGAAAAGCGAUCUGAAGUUUUCCCGCCAAAUCAGUCAAAACACCCUGAGUGGUGACUGCACUAGGACGGUACCCAGGCCAAAAACUGAUUUGGAUAAUUUGCUGGCAGAGUUUGAAGGCAUCAGAGAAAAAGUAACUGUGCAGAACUGGAGUUUGUACUGUGGUCUCAGAGUCCUGGCUGUCAAAUAAC